GCCUUCCGGAAUCGAUCCUCACGAAGGAGCCGUCAUUCUGAGCUUUUAAUGUGAGCCUUGCGGUCCAAGUCCGGCCAGAUAAUCGCCUCCGAAGCUUGGCCUGGAAGGCUGCGAUUGCGUGGUUACGCCAUUCGACAGCGUUGCUUGGACUCCCUCUGGUUCAACUCGAGACUUGGAAUUUAUAAAAGAAAGAACGAGCCGUCGGUGGAACUCGCAACACCAUGAACAACCAUCCGCCCAAUCACCCCUUGUAUAACACCUUGGGUAACCCCACCAACAUUCAUUUGUUGGAUAGCAUGUUUAGCAUGCCCACCCCGGAGCAAUCCGUACACAAACCCACGCUGAUCCCGGCCCAAUACGCCUACCAGGACAUGCAAGCCUUGAGCCAUCCGCACCACGCCAUGAACUUGGCCCAAAGCCAUGUGGUAACCACGGCUGCCCCGGCCACCACGUCGGUCUCGUUGAGCGAAAUCGCCGUCGCGCCCCAAGUUCUGAUUUAUCAGGAACCCACGGAUCCACAGCAUCAACAACAGCAACAACAACAACAACAACCCAUUAGCUACAAGAUUCCGCAAAUGGAGACCGCGAGUGCGGCUAACGUAGCCGUGACCAUUCCGGCCUCAUCCAUCGUGUCCCAUCAGACGUUGGGUGUUCAGGUGGUUCAAACCACAGCAGGAGCCGCCGUGGUGACGGGAGCGGGUAUUCAAACCCUGGGCGAAAAAAAGAAAGAUAUUGUGGCGGAAGCGGCCUCCAAGAUCUUCGAGGAUAUUGGCGGGAAGAAACCGGAUCAGAUUGUCGCCUCAGCCGCCGCCUCUUUACCCACUGCCGUCAAGUCCGAACCGGUGCUGGCCAGUUCCGGACCCUCCACGGGGGUGGUAACCGACCCAUCUGUCUCGGCGGCUUCCAAUGUUAAGACCGAGGUGAGUGGAGCGUCCACGAGCAAACCGGCAGGAUCCAGUGCGGCUAAAACUCCCGUCCCAGUGCGAGCGCAAGCGGGACGACCACGGACCGUGACUCGACCCAUGCAUCGACAGCAACUUCUCCCACCCCGCCUACAGUUGCUGGAUGACGAGGAUGAUGGUGUGACAUGCCGCAUGUGCCUCCAAGCCUUUUGGUACAAAAAUCAACUACUCGAGCACUUGAAGACCAACCAUUCGAUAACGGAUCCUGAUCGCUAUGAGCGGGAAGAACGCGAAAAGAAGCUUCGACGACGUCGGGAAGAACAACAACGCCACAUAAUGGCCAAGCGUCAAAGAAUGGCUGCGGCACAAGGUCGCCUGGGGCGUGGGGCUGCUAGCCGUUUGGGCAAAGUGGCCAUUCCCGGGCCUCGACCUUCAUUCCAAUACCGAGAAGGGGCAUUCAUUUGUGACUUGUGCAAGAAGAGCUUCAGUGAUGGGAAUGACAUGGUGUCUCAUUGGAAACUUCAUGUGAAAAAGCAACGGCAACUCGAUGCCGCUCGUGCUGCUACAGAGGAAGGAGGUAGCCGUGGUCGGGGUCGUUCCGACUAUUCACCCCCGCGUCGAGGGCGAGGACGAGGGCGUGGAAGAGGAUAUAGGUCUUCCAGAGGUCGUCCAAUCAGCGGCUCGUCUGCUGGGCGUGGUCGAGGUCGUGGCAGAGGCCGAAGAGACAAAGGCAAACCCAGGUGGACAGCCUACUUGGUUUGGUCUACUCGACGAAGGAAAGAAAUCAGUAUCGACUCGGCAGGUCUUGGAUUUGCUGAAGUGGCCAAGAUAAUUUCGGAGGAAUGGAAAAAAGUGGAAGAUAAAGAGCGGGAAAAGCUACAAGAUGAAGCCGAGCUGAUGAAUGCCCGAGGCCAAAGAAAAUUGCCCAAGGACAGAGAAGAAAGCUCGGAUGACGAGACCACUACCGAUGAAGAAGAUCCUCCUUUUGACGAGGCCAACAUCAAACCUAUUAUGUUGAAGAUCAAGCGGGAAGACGGUGAAGAAGAAGAGGUCAUGGAGGGAGAAAAACGCUCCACACGAAAGAGGAAACGUCCCUCAUUCUUUCAAGAAUUUGAAAACGAAGAAAAUAACCUAGACAAGAUUCUGGAUGAAUUCGAGCAAGAACAAAUCGAAGAGUCAAAGAAGCCGAAAGCGGAGAAGAAAAUUCGCACUCCAAGACCUGGUGGACCCCGAAAACGUCGAGUUCGCACGCCUUCCCCGGAUGAGCCUCAAGAGCCUGUUGAAUUGGAGCGUUCUCGAUCGGGUCGAAUGCGGAAAAAGCCCAAGUUUCAAGCCUAUUUCAAAGGCGACGAAGGCGAGGAAGAGGAGGAAGAGAUCUCUUAUGAUGAGGAAGACGAAGAGGAUCGCGACGAAUACAAACCUGAUGAAAGUGAUGAGGCCGAAGAGGAUCCCGAGGAGGAAUCCGCUGGAGACGAGGAAGAAUUAGAAGAAGAAGAGAUUGAAGGUGAAUUAGACGAAGAUGGCAACCCAAAAAAACGAAAGCGAAUUGCCCUCCCGCCCAAGAAACGAGGCCCCAAAAAAAUCAUGACCGAUGCAGAAAUUGAUGAAGCCACUAAAGCUGCCAAGGAAGCCAAGUCAGGAGGCGAAUUUGGCGAUGGCAAUGCCGGUGGUGAAGACAAUGGCGAGGGCGAACAGACAUCUGAUAAGGUCAAAGACGGUGGAGAACCUGCAAGCCAAACAGAAGACGGUUCGACGAUCGAAAAUGUAGAAUCGGGCGACAAAAAGUCCGAACCUGUCGUGGAGGACUCCAUUUCGACCACAAACGAAGCCGAGUCCAUGAAUGUGGACGCUUCUGGAAUGGUCUCCGAAGUCACGGAGGAGGAUCCAACUGAUGCUGAAGCUGGCGCAUCUGGAACCGGCCAAGACAUGUCUGUACAAAUGGUAGUGGAAGAAGACGACGAUGUCGAGUCGGUGAGCGUAACCAAGAACGUCCGAGUGAUUGAGGCGAGCGUUGUAGCUCCGGUCUCAGAAGAGUCACCGGCCCCUACCAGUGAUCCAGUGCCAUUACCCGUCUCCGAUGCUAGCGAAGAGCCCUCAAGCAACGUACCUGAUACAUCGGAGAUCCCACCAGAAAACGGGUCCACCAAUGAGGAUUUAGUUCAAAGCCAGAGCAAAGAGAAUGAUGAUGCUCCCAGUUCAACCGCCGUCGAUGCUGCUGUCCCCUCGGAGGAAGACUUGCUGAACACGGCCGUGCCUUCAAAGAUGGAAGAAGGUGAUGAUAAGUACAAGGACAUUAUUGCAGAGGCUCAGUUGGACAGCAUAUUUAAUUGAAGCUGUCUUUGCUUCUGCCGCAACGUUACGCCGCAAGUCGCAAUUGUAGAUAGUCAACACAGAAGAGAAGACAAGAGUUUUAUUUCAAAUAUCUACAGAAUACUAGACAGGCAGAGAGAGGCCUCCCCCCCUACCCCUUGCCCUCUCAAUACCGAAUCGUAACAUCUCUAAAGUCGCACACCACUCCUAUGACUACUUACGCUAGCAUCUCGUCCACUCAAAAGUUACUGAACUAGAAGAGGUGCCCCUUAAGUCCAAGCCAUCUCUCCUCCGCUUCUUCUGGAACUAAGCCAUUCUCAUUAUUGCAUACAAGUAGUGAAACUACUUCAGUCUCGACAUCAUUAUUUUUCGUAGAAUGAUAUUCUCAAUAACCUUGUUCGUGAAGCUUGUUAAGAAUCCACUUCCGUGACGUCUAAAGAGUUUUCUCAUGUUCCGAAUGCAAAAUGAACAUAAGUUUUACGACAAUGAACCGCAAUGUGAAUGAGUA
Messenger RNA from Tigriopus californicus, 3720 nucleotides. RefSeq names its product protein PRRC2C-like. Lineage: Eukaryota; Metazoa; Arthropoda; Copepoda; Harpacticoida; Harpacticidae. Bases 222 to 3233 code for a protein of 1003 amino acids. The transcript is spliced from 4 exons. The record is from RefSeq and is a predicted model, not a curated record.